UCCCAAACGAAGCCACGUGUUAGGAGUCAAACGCGAGCAUCAAUUCCCAACUUUUCAAGGAUUGUCCUUCGUUAUAGGCGGCGACGCGAGGCAUUUGUUAAAAAAAGCCUCACAAAAAACACGCUCUACAGUUCAUCUUCGGCCUCUCCCUCCGCAACUUUCCAGAUUUGACAACUUGAUCUUCAUGAGUUCAAGAAUUACUGAGACAUCCGUGGUUUCCUGUAAAUCGGGAAACAAGAACAUCAUCUUCUUCUGGAUUCUGUUUUGCUUGCUGCCUAAAUUCUUGGGAACUCCUUUUGCAUUCGGAGACUUCCUGUUAAUAAAGGCUAUUGAUAGGCGUCCUUCUGCAGUGCGGGUCUUCAAGACUCUUGGGGAGAUCAACCUGUAAUCGCUAUUAAUUUGAGCAUCUGCCGGUCCUGAUCUCUCCUUCGAACUUGGCAACAUGGUUUCAUCUCAAUUACCUGGUUUGACCAAGACUGGCAUUUGCAAACCAUUACAAACGCAGUUACUUUUUCCUGUGAACCCCACAGAUGCUGCAGUUACUGAUCAUGUUGAGCUGGAUUUCUCUGACGUGUUUGGUCCUCUUCCAGUUCAGACGUCAAUAGAAGUGAAUUAUGGUGAUUCUUGUGACUCUGUUGGUCUUGAAGAUGCCAAUGAGCUAAUUUAUGAGGACCCCGUUGUCAUUUACACCCGAUCACAUUCUCUGGUUGGCCCCUCUUCUUGUGUAAGUCAAUCAUUGAAGCUCAGCAAGCUCACCAUACAUGAGUCAGAAGAUUCGGAGGAACUAGUAGAGUGUGUUCAUGGAGAAACCGUUAAAGAACUUCAGGAACCUGCCAAUGAUGGCAAAAUUGAGAAACCCUUAAACGACAUUGACGAAAAUUCUGUGAAGGUUGAGAGCGUGGGCAUUGAAGAUUUUGAAAUUUUGAAGGUUGUUGGGCAGGGUGCAUUUGCAAAGGUAUAUCAGGUGAGGAAAAAGGGUAGCUCAGAAAUAUAUGCAAUGAAGGUUAUGCGUAAGGACAAGAUUAUGGAGAACAAUCAUGCUGAAUACAUGAAAGCUGAGAGGGAUAUUUUGACAAACGUGGAUCACUCCUUCAUUGUCCAACUCAGAUACUCAUUCCAAACCAAAUAUAGACUAUAUCUUGUGCUGGAUUUUGUAAAUGGAGGUCACCUUUUCUUUCAGCUCUACCACCAUGGCCUUUUCAGGGAGGAUCUUGCUCGUAUUUAUGCAGCUGAGAUUGUUUCUGCAGUUGCGCACCUUCAUGCAAAUGGCAUAAUGCAUAGGGAUCUUAAACCUGAAAAUAUCCUGCUCGAUGAAGAUGGCCAUGCAAUGUUGACUGAUUUUGGACUCGCAAAGAAAUUUGAUGGAAGCACGAGAUCUAAUUCUAUGUGCGGAACUUUAGAAUACAUGUCGCCUGAAAUUGUUCUUGGAAAGGGCCACGAUAAGGCUGCAGACUGGUGGAGCGUGGGAGUUCUAUUAUUUGAGAUGCUAACUGGCAAGCCUCCGUAUACUGGGAACCGAGAAAAAAUCCAGCAAAAGAUAAUGAAGGAAAAGAUCAAGCUGCCAGCAUUUUUGUCAAGUGAAGCACAUUCUCUGUUGAAAGCGCUGCUAACAAAAGAAGCAAGCAAGCGCCUGGGUAGUGGACCUACAGGGGGCGAGGAAAUUAAGCGCCACAAGUGGUUCAAGCCAAUCAACUGGAAAAAACUGGAGGCCCGACAAAUCCAGCCAAGUUUUCGUCCUGAAGUUGCCGGGAAGCACUGUGUAGCCAACUUUGAGAAGCGCUGGACCGACAUGCCGGUGGUGGUUUCGCCGGCUGCAAGUCCAAAUGCCAAUGGAAACCCCUUCACGGGCUUUAGUUAUGUGAGACCUGCAGCCUCUUUUCUUCAGAAGGACAGCUCCAUGUACCGCUAGAUGCAAAGUUAUGGUGUUUUAUUACCAAUUUGGUUUCGGGAUCUUGUGACCAUGCAAUUACGGUAGUUUGUGCUAAAAAAAAUAUUUUAAUUUUCCUUUGGUUAACCUUAAAAUUGUACUUUAAGGCAGACAUAAACAUAUGAUUUGAUUGUUUGCUUGUUGGACAAAGAAUUAUAUAUUUAUGCCAUUAUUGGACUUGUUUAUCUAUAUAUUCCUUUAAGGUUCUCUUCU
This is a messenger RNA of Corylus avellana, 2140 nucleotides long. RefSeq names its product serine/threonine-protein kinase AtPK2/AtPK19. NCBI's taxonomy places the organism in Eukaryota, Viridiplantae, Streptophyta, Magnoliopsida, Fagales, Betulaceae. Gene Ontology annotation, molecular function: ATP binding; protein serine/threonine kinase activity. The record is from RefSeq and is a predicted model, not a curated record. Gene Ontology annotation, biological process: protein phosphorylation.